Messenger RNA from Brienomyrus brachyistius, 1997 nucleotides. Its product is annotated as cilia- and flagella-associated protein 251-like. NCBI's taxonomy places the organism in Eukaryota, Metazoa, Chordata, Actinopteri, Osteoglossiformes, Mormyridae. The record is from RefSeq and is a predicted model, not a curated record. The transcript is spliced from 3 exons. The coding region runs from base 24 to 1910 and encodes 628 amino acids.
AAUGAUCACACAUGUAAUUGAGUAUGUUUAUAAUGUUUUACCUGUUAUUACAGAUGAUACAAAAAGGGGUGCCCAGGGGCCCACAGGAUUACUACGCCUAUGAUCAGGGGUACCAUCUUCCCCAGUAUGGUAGCCGGAGAAGAUUGAUGCCACCAUCUGAAAUGUAUGAUGGAUAUGGAGAAGAGAUCUUCGAUGACAGUGGUUACUAUCUCAGCCCACAUGGGCAUGAACAAGGGAUCCAAGGCAGGGGACGAGGCAGGAGGAAAAUUGAAAGUCUGCCUAGAAUAGCUGGAUUUAGUGACCAGCCCCCAGAUGAAGUGAUUGAAGAGACAAUGCCAUCAGAUUCAGUUGCAACACCUGGCAGCUUCAAAGGGGCCAAAACCUUAAAGUCAGUGGCCAAACUGAGUAAACUGUUAACAGCGAGAAAAAUCACUGAGCAAAAAGGUGAUGCACCUGUCACAGGUUACUCCGCGUGGAAAAAAGCCAAAAUGUUCCCAUGGAUCUUCUCCAAGAGUAAGAAAGAUAGUCGCUAUUCCAAGCUAACAUCUGCUAGCCGUGGUGAAAGCCAAGAAAGUAUGGAAUAUUUGCAAAAACUGGAUGGCAAGUCAUCGGCACAUAAAAAACUAAACAAAGUCCUCAAACGCAUCAACAUUGCAAAGAAGCUUCGAGAGCGAAAGCAGUCGCAAAGCACUGUGAGAAGCUCUGCUGAAAGUGAAAGGGAGGCGUCGGUAUCUCAAGCCGCCACGGAUUCUGAAACAGAAGACAAAAAGACAAAGGUCUCAAUCAGUGUUACUGAUGAAAGUGAACAGGAAGCCAGCACCUCAGAAAGAGAGAUCAGGGGGCGGAGAAAAAAGGCUCCUGAAGUUGAACAUUCUGAAACAAGUAGUACUGCACCAACUUCAGAAGACAAAGAUUACCUUAAAGUUGACCUAGACAGAGAUGAUGACAAUGAAAGUACUGUAGAUUCAGAAGAGGAACAGGAAGAACAACCUGAAGAUUCUGAUGAAGAAAGCAAGGACAAAUCCGAAAGAACUGACUCUCAUUCUGAAGAAGAAUCUGAAUCUGAAAAAGAGUCAGGAACAGGAAAAGACUCUGAAAAAGAGUCUGAAUCAGAGAAAGAAGAGUCUGAGUCACAGAAAGGAUCAAGUUCAGAGAAAGAAGAGUCUGAGUCGGAGAAAGGAUCAAGUUCAGAGAAAGAAGAGUCUGAGUCGGAGAAAGGAUCAAGUUCAGAGAAAGAAGAGUCAGAGAAAGGAUCAAGUUCAGAGAAAGAAGAAUCUGAGUCAGAGAAAGGAUCCACAGAAGCUGACAUGGAAGAAAGAAGCGGGACAUCAGAAGUAUCCAGAGAAAUAUCAUCACUGUCACAGAAGGGUUCAGUAUGCUCUUCAGGGAGCACUUCAGAGACAUCCGUGGGGAGCAGUAAUGCCAGUACUUCAAAGUCAAGUUCUCAGAGAUCUUCUGCUCAGUCUUCAAGUUCUUCCCUCAAGCAGACCAGAAAAUCUUCAGAAAGAUCUAGUGAAGGAAGCAGUGGAAGUGUGUCUGAAAGCGCAAUGACAAUAUCAUCAACAGGAAGAAGUGGGAGCUACAGAUCCAUGAAAUCAACAGCUGAAUCAAAGGGUACAAGUGAAGAAGGUGAGGUGGAGGCAAGUGAAGAAGGUGAACCAUCUAGCGAAGAAGAAGAUGAUGCUGACAGAGAGAGAAAAGAAUCUGACGGGGAGCUGAGUGAUUUGACAUUGUCCAGGAGAUCUAGUAUGUCAGCUGAGCAAAGUGGAGACACUCGUAGCAUGUACAGUGGACAGUACAGUACAGAGCCAAGUAUGGUGGGGACUUUAACUGAAAGCCAUGGUUUGUCUACCAUCAGUGAAUUGGAUGAGAAUGAAUUGUCAGGGGAGGGAGAUUCUACUUCCUUCUAAUCUGAAACAGAAGUCAUGAAAUUUUCUUAGUAGUUUUUUUUUUUAUAUAAUUCAAGAUUUUUUUUGUGGCUGAACUAAUCCUUUGUA